Episyrphus balteatus (marmalade hoverfly) is the source of this 3591-nucleotide messenger RNA. RefSeq lists its product as uncharacterized. Gene Ontology annotation, biological process: proteolysis. The coding region runs from base 1 to 3591 and encodes 1196 amino acids. Gene Ontology annotation, molecular function: aspartic-type endopeptidase activity. Lineage: Eukaryota; Metazoa; Arthropoda; Insecta; Diptera; Syrphidae. The transcript has a single exon. The record is from RefSeq and is a predicted model, not a curated record.
AUGAGCUUAGUUAAACGGGACUCAUCGCGCAAUGGCUUGAAAAGGUGCUUAACCGCAAGCAAAAAGGCUGAAUCCCUUGAUCAACCAGACAUUGAGUCAUACCUCGUCAUUUUGGGCGACCAUUGGAGCAAUUUCUUGCUUGCCCAAGAAGCGGUGGAGCUCUCUUGCGGCGAGGACACCAUUCAAGACCAAGAGUCUGAAAGGGAGCAGGGAGAGCAAUGGUAUCGAGUAGCCCUCGCCAACUUCAAUAGGGCAUUAGCGAAGGUAAGAACAAAUAUUGAACCCCAUAAUGAAAAUGCACCCGCACCAACACGCGCCAAUAUCAAACUCCCGCCUUUGGGUCUUCCCAAAUUUUCUGGGGAAGCAAAAGAUUGGAGGCCGUUCCAUGAUGCAUUCGUCUCCGUUGUACACUCCGUUGACACGUUGUCAGGCGCACAAAAAUUGCAAUAUUUACGAUGUUCCUUGGCAGAUAGUGCGCGCGCCUUGCAAAUAAUUAAUGGGCUUCCCAUUACAAACAAUAACUACCAAGAAGCUUGGAGUCUGCUCAAGAAACGCUAUGAUGUACAACGUGUGCUAAUCGAUGCUCAUUUUCGCGCCCUCUUCUCAUUGAAGAAACUCAACAAUGAGUCAUCAUCCGCUUUGAGGCAUCUAGUUGAUACUAUUCAAGAGCACUUCCAGAGUCUCAAGGCUUUAGGCAGACCUGUAACAAAUUGGGAUGACUGGCUGGUACAUUUAACGGUCAGUAAGCUAGACGCCGAAACUCACAGGCAGUGGGAAUUAUCAUUUACUGAAGACACUGUUCCCAAAUUCGAUGAUUUAGUGACUUUUCUUGAAAAAAGAUGUCGUAGCUUGGAUGCAAUUGACUCAUAUCAAAAGCCUGCCGCAUUUAAAGCAACACCACAAAGAGGUAAGCCAAACAAACCUUUUUCUUCUCUUCUUGCAUCAUCCGCAGCACAAGAACAAAACCAAAAUACACCUGCGAAGUCAUCAGCUGAUUCAUGUUCAGUUUGCUCCAGCAACCACAAGAUUUUCGCCUGUGACAAGUUUCGCGCGUUUGAUGUAAAAAAGAGAAUUGGUUUUGUCAAAGACAAUAAACUGUGCACAAACUGCCUUGGAUCUGGGCAUUUAGAUGAGAAAUGCCGCAGCGCUAACACCUGCCGCACGUGUCGCAUACGUCAUCAUUCGCUUCUACACGAUGAUUCGCCAUCUACGUCCAGCAAAAUACCAUCAAACUAUUCGCAAUCUUAUUGCUCAAUAUCAGAACAUCAAGUGCUUUUAGGCACGGCUAUUGUCGACAUCCUUGACAAUUCUGGACGAUAUCAACCAGCCCGAGUACUUUUCGACAAUGGAUCUCAUCUCAGUUUCAUAACUGAAAAUUGUAUGCGUAGAUUGAAACUUAAAAGAUCUCCAAAAACAACAAUGAUACAAGGAAUUGGUGCCACAACAGCUGGAAGUUCCAAGGGUGAGGUUCAACUCCAGGUUUCAUCAACUGAUCACAGCUUUUCUACCACCAUAAUCGCUCAAGUUCUACCUAAACUCACGAACAUGCUUCCUCCGGUCCACAUCUGUCGACAAAACUGGUCACACCUAAUGUCACUUAAUCUCGCUGACCCACAUUUCGGCACACCAGCUUCCAUCGAUAUUUUAGUCGGAGCCGAUGAAUUAGGACAAUUCCUUUGCACAGGGUUAAUCAAAGGCCCCACUGGAACACCUAUGGCACAACAAUCUACACUGGGAUGGAUUCUUUUCGGCAAAAUACACAACUCCGCAACAGUCGAUACAACGAUAUUACCCGCAACACUCGCUUCUACUGUAUCACCCGCAACAAUGACCACAACCGCAUCAUCCGCUUUUUCUACUACCGCAGUUGCUGCAUCAGAAACCGCAAUUUCCGCUUCUACCGCAAAAACCCCAUCAAUGAACACAUCUACCGCACUCAACUCAGCAGUAUGCUUGUUUUGUAACACCGCACUUACCAAGGCUGUUACAAAAUUUUGGCAAAUUGAAGCUCUACCUGAAAUCAAACAUCUUUCAAUCGAAGAAUUAACAUGCGAAAAGAUUUUUGAAAAGACUCAUUAUCGCCAAGAAGAUGGGCGAUACGUUGUCAGACUACCAUUCAAAUCCGAUUGCCCUCUCGGCAAUUCACGAAAUGCUGCAAUUCGAGCUCUACAACGCAUGGAGGCUCUAUUCCUGAAAGAUGAAUCCCUAAAAGAUCAAUAUAGGAAUUUCAUCCAAGAGUUUAUUGACCUUGGUCACAUGGAAAAAGUUAAUCAUCAAGCUGUCCCUGGUAAGCAUUAUUACAUGCCUCAUAGAGCCGUCUUCAAGGAAACAAGCACAACGACUAAGUUGAGAGUCGUUUUCAACGCGUCUUGCCGCACUACCACCGGGUUUUCGCUUAAUGACACCCAAAUGGUCGGUCCACAGCUUCAACCUGAACUUUACUUGGCUUUAAUACGAAUGCGGACCUACCGGUUUGCUAUGAGUGCUGACGUGACCAAAAUGUAUCGCCAGGUAAGAAUGCAUAAAGAACACAUCGACUACCAACGUAUCGUUUGGCGAAAUUCACCCAAAGACGACAUCGAAGAAUAUCGAAUUCUGACCGUCACAUAUGGUGUCGCUUCUUCAUCCCAUCUCGCUGUCAAAUCAUUACAACAAGUCGCUUUAGACGAAGGUCAAAACUCUCCUGCUGCAGCAAACGCCAUCAUGAACCAUUUUUAUAUGGAUGACCUUCUGACUGGCUGCCAUGAAGAAGAAGAUUUGCAAAGGCUUCAGGUAGACGUAUCCACCAUCCUAGCUAAAGGAGGGUUUUCACUACGUAAAUGGUCUUCGAAUUCUGCUCUCGUCAUAAAUUCUCUGCCAGACCAUCAUCGUGAACUCCUCCAGCCAUUAGACUUAUCAGACGCAGAUGGAGUUCGAACUCUAGGACUUCAGUGGGACCCAUCGUUUGACAAAUUAUCUUUCUCAGUCAAAACUUUUGAGGUAAGAACAUCCAAGUUAACAAAACGUUUACUACUUUCAGAAGCCACAAAAUUGUUCGACCCCCUUGGCCUUCUCGCCCCAACAACAAUCAUUCCUAAAAUGCUAUUUCAACGCCUUUGGCAACCCAGGGUUGAUUGGGAUGAAGCAGUGCCACAGGACGUCAACCGACAAUGGCUUCACUACACCGAACAUAUAGCAGAACUAGCAAAAAUCAAAAUUCCACGGUGGGUAGGGUUAGGAAUCCCCAAUGCAACAUCCGACCUGCAUGGUUUCGCUGACGCCUCGCAAAACGCUUACGCCGCCGCCCUAUAUAUUCGCACAGUCACAUCAAAUGGGGACAUCACUGUUCAACUACUGACAGCAAAAACAAGGGUCGCUCCUUUGAAAACGACAACACUUUCCUUGCCCCGCCUGGAGUUAUGCGCAGCCGCUCUAUUAGCCAAAUUAGUUUCAACAAUACAACCAACUUUAGGAACCAACAUCCGUCAUGUCUUUGGGUGGACAGAUUCAACAAUAUGUCUCGCUUGGAUUCGACAAUUUCCUGGCAAGUGGUGUACUUUUGUGGCAAAUCGAGUCUCACAAAUCCAACAAGUAAUACCACCCGAAAAUUGA